UUCAUUCCGGAUAUGGCAGUUAUAUGCACAAGUCUGCUUGUCCAAUACAAUCGCCACAAUGGUGAGAAAGCUCGACCUAGAGAACUACGGACCUGAGAUAAAACUUAUCGAGAGAAAUGACUGGGGUGCGAUCCCAGCUACCGACCGGAAACAUUCACUCCCUCUGGAACUCCCGGUCCUGCUCCUGCGGUUCACUGAGACUGGUGUUCCCCUGGGAAGGAACAUUCAUCAGAACAAGAUCCAGCUCCAGAACCUCCAGGCGCAACAUAUGGUGGAAGAGAACGCUGAAGAUAUAAAGUUCAAUUUUGCCGUGGGGACGUAUAGUAUUAUGUAUGAAGGUAGAGGGUUCACCAGAGGACCCCACAACAAAAAUGGACCAGACAGUCCUCACAUAAUGGAGAUUGCAUACUGUGGAAAGUUCGACAAACGUGAGAACAAGAAAAUAUACUUAUGUUCCAGUAUGAAAGUUGAUCUUUUGCCUCGAAAGAAAAAAUUUACACAACGAAAAAUUGCUGAAGGUUCCAUUCCAUUUUGGGAGGCAUCCGUCACGUUGCUGAAUUUUAUCAAAUAUGGAAUUAAAAAUCAACUUAUAAGUCCAAUGUUCAGGAUUAUAGAUUAGUUAUAGUUUAUUGGUCAUGGCAAAAUGGUUGAAGCUAUACAACUGCUUACAUUUACUAAUAGUAAAAUGUAAAGUAACUAAAUAUAAAUAAUGGUUUAGUAUAUAACAAAAAAAGUUAUGAAUAGAGGGUUGGUUUAAAUUAGAAACCCCAAGAAUAAAAGAAAAUAUAACCUGCAACUAUAAAAGAAUACUGA
This is a messenger RNA of Macrosteles quadrilineatus (aster leafhopper), 813 nucleotides long. Its product is annotated as peptidoglycan recognition protein 1-like. The transcript is spliced from 5 exons. The record is from RefSeq and is a predicted model, not a curated record. The coding region runs from base 59 to 619 and encodes 186 amino acids. Gene Ontology annotation, biological process: peptidoglycan catabolic process. Gene Ontology annotation, molecular function: N-acetylmuramoyl-L-alanine amidase activity; zinc ion binding. NCBI's taxonomy places the organism in Eukaryota, Metazoa, Arthropoda, Insecta, Hemiptera, Cicadellidae.